AGCUCAUUUUCGAGAAAUGAUCAGGAGUGGUUUUCCUGAAUGCUUUGGACUUUUAUUUAUUCUUUUCCGGCACUAUAAAAGUUGUGAAGGUCCGUUUGCCUUACUCAUACGGCGGGAGAACUGUGUUGAAGGAGCAUUAAAGGAACAGAAACCAGAAACAUAUGUUCAGGAACAUGGCGGCGAAAGGACAACAAGAAAAACUCAAGCUCGUUGUGUUUCUUGGAUCUACCAGAGAGGGUCGCCUCGCUGACAGGGUAAAGAAAUUCGUCCUUGAUCACAUACAGAAGAAGGAUAAAGCCGCUAAUGUGAAACGCGAUAUUGUUGUCUACGAUCCUGCAGAAAAAGAGUUCCCACUUUUAAAGAAAGCGUUCCAUUACUACGACAACAAGAGUGAGGCACCAAAAUUACUCCAAGAGUGCGACGCAGAUAUCCAGACAGCGGACCAGUUUUUAUUGAUCUCAUGUGAAUACAACCACAGUAUACCUCCUGCAUUGAGUAAUAUGCUGGACCAUUUCCCCGCGAGUAGCUUUGCGUGGAGACCCAGUGCAAUACUCACAUAUUCACCAAGUCAGUUUGGUGGUAUGAGAGCGGCUAUGCAACUACGAGCGAUGACUGGAGAAUUGGGCUGUACUAGUAUAUCCAAGAUCUUCGCCAUACCGAGUCUAUACGAUGUCCUAAACGAAGACGGGACACCAAAGGAAGGCAAAAAAGAACAUCUCGUCAAAGAACUGGAUGAACUGAUGAGUCACCUUGACUGGACAGCCCAAGCUUUUAAAGACAAGAAAACCAAGAGUGGCGUUCCAUCAAGUUUAUAAAUUGCUGAUGGCCAUUCAGCAUAUAGACUGUACACCUGUGUUAUGUGCGCGUUUAUGAUGUUGCACUCCAGAGAUCUUUAUGCGUUUACUGAUCGGAGAAAACUGAAGAAUCUCUUCUAACUAUCUAAUCGGACAUUGACUGGUUUAAAUGUCGUCUCAUAUCUUUCCAGUUGGAUAUUGAUUGGUUUCAGUGUUCAUCUAUUGAUGUAAUACUGUUAUUUUGAAUGAUAAAAACAGAUAUAGUUUUGAAGCAUAUUGUAUCUAUAAUGCUAACCUAGAUUAGGACAAAAAUGUCACUUUAAUGUGAAAGUAAUUUUGGAAUUUUCAAAGGUGAUGUAUACGUCUAAAUAAUUAGAACAGAAAUUUAAGCACAAAAGAGUCAGUAAUUUAGGAUUCAGAUUGGAAUUUAAAAACAUUAUGACAAGUUUUAUUUCAUGUAAAUCCAUUAGGCUAAGAAGCCCAUGAGGCAUACAAAUACAAAACUUUAUGGUGAACAGUAACAUCAAUACUGGUACACAUAAAAUGACUUUGAAUGCAUAUGACACAAGUAAAUAAAUAAAUAUCACAUACAGGUUAUCCCAGUAGAGAAGGUUAUAUAAAGUUGAAAGCAAUCUUUAGCUUUCAUUGUCAUUUACAUAUAUAUAACUAUACGUAUACAGGUGACUGACUGGAAUAGAACUUCAUGCAUAUAUAUAGUAAUACGAUAUGAGAAAAAUAAACUGUCAAAAAGUGCAAAUUAUCAGAAUAAUUAUUUAUAUUGAUAUUCUUACACACAACAUUAUGUAUAAAUUCUGAACAAAAAGAAUAGCAAUUAAUGACUUUGGUGUUUGAAAUCAAACUAUAUAGCAGUUCUCUUUGAAUUGUAGUAAAUAAAUACGACUUCCGGUUCAUAUUUUAAUGAUCUAAUGAAAUAAAGUUUUGUUAUCAAAAUGCCACAUCUGGCGCUAUCUGAACCAUCUAAUGAAUAAAUUACCAGAAAGUAUUAUGAAAAUAACUUGGUCCCUUUUUUUAAAAAAUCGCUUUCCCGACAUAUUUCAACUUUUUAUAGUUUUAUUACAGCAUUCUCGUAAAUAUCUGACUUAGUACAUAUAUUAUUUACACCAGAGGAACUUUAAAUUUAUGAAAAGAAGCCAUGAAGUUCAUACCUGCAUUUUUAUGCAAGACACAAACUCUUCUGUUGCAGUCACGUGCCAAAUAGAAGUGAAAGCUAUAUAUAUCCCAUCGACUUGAAAACGUAAAAAUUUUCAUAUUCUGUAGUUCAUUUAUUUAAUUUUAUAUAUUAUUUUGUUAAAAACAAUGGAAGAAUAUUCAGGCGUUCCAUAAAAGAUUGUGUUGAUACGUAGGGAAAUGUUGAUGUUAACGUUGAAAACAGACAUCAUUUCAUUGCAAAUAAAAUAAAUUAAAAGAUUAUGCUAUUUUGCAGCACAGUGGGGCGGUAUAUUAACAAAAUUUGAAGAUAAGAAACGUACCACAAUGCGAUUUUUAAUAAAAUAUAGUAAGUUUUUUUUCGGAAACACAGAAUGCAGAUAAACAAAAUGAUAGCACAUUUAUGUCGAUUGCUUCACUUUAUGAGAGGUAAUGAAAUGUGCAAUUUCUGUCCGCGCAAGGUUGAAAAUACAUGUUCAUGUAAGUCUUAAUAAAAUGGUUGUUGUAACUAAUUUGUCACGCCAUUGUAGUACAUUUCAUAUUAUUAUAUUGAACCAGGGUCCGAUAUUAUAAAACUGUGUUGCCAUUGGUCAAUUUAAAAACUGAUAUCAAAAUUAACCAAUAGGAUGCUUGGUAUUUUAGACUGGUUUCCGGACUCAUUUUGUAUAAACUUGAGCCCGGAACUUGAAAGUAUUUAUAUCUGUUUUUAUACUAUUACAUAUCUUUUGAUUCGAAAUAAAACAUUUUUAAUUCUGUUGAAUACUUAUGAAUGAGACAAGUUUGCAGUUUGUCCCUUGGGAUCGCAUAUCUUUUGCAUCAAGCACGAUUAUUUGUGUAAAGUAUUUCAUUUUGUAUUUUUAAUUGAAGAAGUUAUUUGUUUUUGAAUAAAAAUAAAUGUUUU
Mercenaria mercenaria is the source of this 2862-nucleotide messenger RNA. RefSeq lists its product as uncharacterized. Gene Ontology annotation, cellular component: cytosol. The record is from RefSeq and is a predicted model, not a curated record. The coding region runs from base 162 to 815 and encodes 217 amino acids. Gene Ontology annotation, molecular function: FMN binding; oxidoreductase activity. The transcript is spliced from 6 exons. NCBI's taxonomy places the organism in Eukaryota, Metazoa, Mollusca, Bivalvia, Venerida, Veneridae.